CUAAAAGCAUACGUCUUAUGAGUAAGAUAUUCUUUUCGAUUGCGAUUAAAUAAAGUAAAAUUGACUAUAUACAAAUACCGUGGACUCUAGCUCCUUACAGUUCAUUUGUGCAUCAAACUUCGAACCAUAUAGAACUCCAGUCACUUGACGGUGUUCUGAGCUAGAGGAUUGAUAUCCCGAUUGAGCAUUCAGUAACGUGAGCCCAGGUCUUUGAAUCGGUCUUUAAUCGUUGUAAAUGUGAACUAAUAUCAACAUCUAAUUAAAUUUCAUCUCUAUUUUAAUCAUUUUACUUGCAAAGUGAAUUUUAACACGAUACACAUUAUCAAAGAAAAAUAUAUUACCGCGAACAUACGCGAAGAUUUGAAAUUAUAUUGCCGUGUAAAAAGCAAAAAAAUUUGAAUAAAUAGUAAAUUUUGUUAUAAAAAAUAUCUUACCGCGAGAACGCGAAGAUUUUAAAACAUGAACAUUUAUAAAUUUUAAUACAUUUUGAUAGUGCGUCAUAAAUAAGUGUCCUGUGUUGCUACUGCUGGUGCCUUGACACCUUACCUAAACCUGUUUAAGACCAACUGGACUACUACUCUACUGUGGAGUAUAAUAGUUGACCGAGAGAGACUUCACUGACACUUUAAUUUUUUUAAAUACAACUAAAGGUAACAUACUACUUCAUUAUGCUAUCCACAAAUUAUCCAAUCAUGAAUAGAUAUUUACCAUAUAAAAUUGAAUAUAUUCCAAAUAAUGAUAAUAAUAGGCGUAGCAAGUGUAGAUACUGCAGAAUAUACAUUGAAUCUCCGGAUACAAUGAGGAUUGCGGAAAUCCAGCUGAGUCAUCUGUAUGAUGGAGCUAUGAGCAAAUGGUUUCAUAUUUCAUGUAUUCUGAAACAUGACAAUCAGAUUACAGUACGGAAAAUUUCGAAUCUAGAUAACAUUCGAUGGGAUGAUCAACAACUGAUAAGAGGAAUUAUUGGUGACAAUAACGCCCUACCAAUAGAAAACAUCAACUUCAAUUAUGAUGAUCUUCGAAGAGAACAGAACGUUCGGUUUUUUCAAUUAAGAGAUGAAUUAAACGUAUUAAGUGACAGCGAAUUGAUCGAUAUGAUGGAAUUUAAUUCUCAAUAUUAUCCCUAUGAACAUAGAUAUUUGCAAGAUGGUGAAUUACGUUAUAGCGAAAGAGCUACUCUAUUGAACGAAGUCACUGAUCGUAUGUUAUUCGGAAAACUGGAAAAGUGCAAUUUCAGUCAUCGGCAUGUAGAUGGAUAUUUAGUAUUUGAACCGAACAUUGGGUAUAAAUGUAUGGGUUGUAGAAUGACACGGGCAAGAUGUUUGAAUAUUAUUUACAAACCAACCAGAUCUCAAUUUGAGUUGCCGCCGAGAGUAAUGGUAAAAUCGCAAUUUUUUCAAGAUUACGAAUGUCGAAUUGGAGAAAGACUAUUUUUAGACAAUUCUGCAAGUGCGGUCGUCGAUGAAAUUGAUGAAACUAAUAGUAUUGUAAUACUACGAUCAAACAGCGAAAUCGGAGCUUACACUACGAUUUUUCAAGAUAAUCAAGGCGUAAUAUAUUCAAAACUUUUUAUACAAACUGAUCUUCAACUAAAUAAAAAUAGGUAUUACCACCUCGAAAUUCGCAAACACUUCAGAGAUGAGAAAUAUUGGCUUCUUCAAAGGUGGGGAAGAAUAGGAACACACAUGGGUGAAAAAAUGCUUACACCACUGACGCUAAAUGAAUGUUUUGAAAAAUAUGAAACAGCCAUUUCAAAACGGAAGAAGUACAUUGAAAUUGAUGUUGACAUUAAUUUUCAAAAUAGGAUCGAUAAAAUAAAUAGUAUCCCAACAAAUCCAAUUGCAAUGCUAAUGAAUCUUAUUUAUGAUAAAAAUAUUUUGAAAGAAGAAUUUAUGAACGAGUUCCAUAUUAACUUAAAUGAAAUACCGAUUGUAAAAGCAUCGGAACGCCAUAUUGGAAUAGCUGAAACAACUUUAGAGGAAAUUCACUCACUUAUUGUUGGCCAUGAAAGUGAUGAAAAGAUAUUCAAGCUGAUAGAUCGGUCUAAUGAAUAUUAUUCAUUGAUACCACAUGCAUUUGGUAAGCAACGACCUCCAAUAAUAGAUGAUUUAGCAAAGUAUGAAAGCGAGUUAAUAAAAUUAAACUCCUUGAAACAAAUGAAUGUUCCAUGUAAUUUUAAUAAUCCUCAAGUAGAAGACAACAGAAAUCCAUUGGAAAUCUUUUAUCGAAAGUUGAAUGUAGAAAUAGAAGUGCUUCGUCAAGACGACGAGAAUUUUCAAAUAAUUCAUCAGUACGUCAGCAAUACACAUUCACGUCGGCAUAAUAAUUAUAAAAUAAAAAUUUCAGAGAUAUUUUCACUUAAAAAACAUAUUUAUCAUAAAAAGUAUGAAGAACGAUCGAAUACUCUUGGAAAUAAAAAAUGGCUCUGGCAUGGGACUAAUCUGACUAAUAUACCUGGUAUUCUAUUAAACGGUUUCAGAAUAUUGCCGCCUGAAGCUCAUGUCACGGGAGUUACAUUUGGGGAAGGCAUCUAUUUUACUGAUAUAGUUUCUAAAGCAGCAAAGUUUUCUGGUACCCAAUCCCAAAAUUCAGUAGGUAUAUUGUUGUUAUGUGAAGUCGCACUAGGUAAAAUAAAAGAAUGCAAGAAAAAUGAUUCUAUAAACCCCGAUGGAUAUGACUCGAUUCUGAGCACAGGUAACAUUUCGCCAAACCCUUCUGAAUCGUUUACGAUUCCUGGAGAUAUAGAAGUUCCUUGCGGAACAAUGGUUAAUUAUAUUAAUGAUCCCAAUAACUUGCACCAUAAUGAAUACGUCGUUUAUGAUUCAGAUCAAGUCAAAUUAAUAUAUCUUGUUCAAGUAGAAUACAAUUAUGAUGUCAAUGAAAGCCAUAACUUUGGAUUUUAAAGCUUUAAUUUUGUACUUUUCAAAGACGGAAAAAAAUCCCCGUCAUUCAAUAGAUAUUAACGAAAGUUGAUAAAUUUUCUGCAAGAUUUUUUAUAAAUUUGUCGUCCGUAUGUCUCUCUUUUUUUUUCUCUAUGUGGAAUCGGAUACAUUUUACUCUCUCUUACAUAUUUUUGGUAUACACUCUUAUUUUUUUGUCAAUAAGGUAAAUGUCCCAAUACCGGAACCACGGAGGGUAUAUGACUGAUUUUUAUCGUUUUAAAAAUAUUCAAAUAAAUUAUAAACCAAAAUAAUUUAUUACAUCAUAUAGAAUAGACAUUUACCAAUUCAAAAAUAAUCAAAUUAGUUCAUUUUUCUUAAAUUUAAUAUAAAAAAAAAAAAUUUUUCUAUGACACCCAAAAGACCCAAUACCGGAACGCUGAAAUAGCCGUGUCCCAAUACGGGAAUUCGGUUGUCCUAAUACCGGAACAGUAAAUAAAAUAAGUUAUUUUUUGCAUUUAUUCAUGGUGAAAAUAUUAAUAAUUAUUAAAUAAUAUUAAUGUAAAACGAGUAUGAAUGUAGCUGAAGUCAGAGAACUUUAAAAUUAUAAAUAAAUAAGAUAAAUAAUUAAAAAAAUAAUAUUU
Molecule: messenger RNA, 3520 nt
Organism: Microplitis demolitor
Lineage: Eukaryota; Metazoa; Arthropoda; Insecta; Hymenoptera; Braconidae
Product: poly [ADP-ribose] polymerase
Exons: 6
Coding region: 669-2900 (743 amino acids)
Molecular function (GO): zinc ion binding; NAD+ poly-ADP-ribosyltransferase activity; DNA binding
Source: RefSeq, a predicted model, not a curated record